Messenger RNA from Leishmania mexicana MHOM/GT/2001/U1103, 1749 nucleotides. RefSeq lists its product as hypothetical. Bases 1 to 1749 code for a protein of 582 amino acids. The transcript has a single exon. The record is from RefSeq and is a predicted model, not a curated record. NCBI's taxonomy places the organism in Eukaryota, Euglenozoa, Kinetoplastea, Trypanosomatida, Trypanosomatidae.
AUGGAGGACGCAUGUCUAUUCCAGCCGCAGAUCAACCCACGCAGUAGGCGCCUUGCCCGGCAUGCACCGACGCUCCGCGAGCGCCAGGAACAAGAUGCCCAGCGGCGGUCUGCUGGUCGUGAGGACCACCGCGGGCAGCCGCAGCGAGGGACACCGACGCCCAGCCCCGGGACAGAAGCUUUCGCUGCGGACACUGAGAGCGACACUGUAGAGGCCGUGUGGAGUCUCUGGCGCGGCGUGGCGAUCAGGGAGGCGCGCGAGACCGAAGCUGCCUUGGUGCGCCGCGUGCAUUCUGUUAACGACGACGGCUCGCUCCCACAGCGUCGGCCGCGCGUGGUGUACGUGACGGCGGUGCUUGGGAUGCUAAACGCACUCGGUAUCACCUCACCCCGGUACGAUGCCCUGAUCGCCAAGUUUCUCAAGGCAAUGACAGUCGAAGGAGGCGCCUCGGAAGCCACCAAGCGCGACGAAACGGUUGACGCGGCGCGGUUUAUGUACGUCUUCUCGACAGUCUGGCGGGCGGCCGUCACACACAACACGCCGCGUUCGCCAUCUGCGGCACAGCAGUGCGGCAACUCCCCCAACGGAGCAACAAUGCGCCAUACCUACGCUAAGAAAGUCCCACGCCGAGGGGCACCACCGUCACGCAUGAAGGCGGCGCCAGCGGCAGAGGUGGGCAGCAGCGGUGGCAGCGACUCUGCCGUGAGCUCAAGGUCAUCGUCCUCACCCUCCGUCGCGUGCAGUAGUAGCGAAGGUGGCGAGGGAGCGGCACACUCGGGCACAGAGAGCGCAUCGCCGCUCACCAGCUGCGGAAGUGGCGACGAAAGGAGAAGUAACACAGCGGAGAGCGACGCUGACUUCCUGCGCACCAACAUCUCCGACGCGUCCUCCAGUAUCCCAGACUCCUCGGAGAAGCCGCAGACUGAUGUGCGAAGCCAGGAACUGUCGCCGAUGUCCAUGGAACCGGCGGCGGGACUCGAUCCCAGUCCGGAGCCGCGCAACCCAGGCGAGCCAGUCAUCAUCACGCCGGCCCGCUCAAGCGUCACACCCCGCACCCAUCAUUGCUCUCCGUUCGCCGCGGCGUCGCGGUUCGGCAGCGCGUCGGUAUCACACAGUCGUCGCAUGAAUUCCUCCUCGCGCGUAAUACCGAGUGACUCGCAUCUGCUCUCGAGCACCACUAGCAGGGAACUCAAGAGGGCGACGAAGCGCGUGCCUGGCGGGCUGAUGCGCGAGUGUACCUUCAAGCCUGUCAUCAACCCCGUCUAUGAGCAGUCGCCUCUUAGCUUCAGCAGCACAGCUAUCGUGCAGAAGCGCAAGCCCGCGUCGACCGCGCGGUCAACCUUCCAGCCGAGCACGCAGCAGUUUCACCAGGCGCGCGACAGCCUUGCGUGUUGGACGAAACAACCCGUCAAGGACAGCGGCGGCUACCGGGGCGAAGCAGCGGCAAACCCCCUGGCGACUGGCGUUGAGACGGCGGUGCGCCGCAUGAUCGCCGCGCGCCAGCAGCGGCAGGGCUCGCAGUCGGCUGUGCGGGCACCGGUGGCACACCCGCGCAAGCCGCUGCUCUAUGUUGACGUCGAUCUCCCGCAAGGCCAGCGAGACCGCCUUGCCUUGUACACAGGUGACGACGUACAGGACGUAGCGCAGCGCUUUAGCAUCCUGCAUGGGCUCAGCGAAUCCCUGUGCCAGCGGCUGGCGACAGCGCUGACAGCCGAGCUCUGUGCCCUCUCGACUGGACAGGCGGCAUAG